GGACAGAUACCGAGAAUUACACCCGGCAUCCAGGACAGAGAAGUGGGACUGUGCAGAGUCCAUACAGGACAGGAGAAGUGGACUGUGCAGAGUCCAUACAUACAGAAUAAGGACAGAUACCGAGAAUUACACCAGGCAUACAGGACAGGUGAAGUGGGACUGUGCAGAGUCCAUACAUACAGAAUAAUUACAGAUACCGAGAAUUACACCCGGCAUACAGGACAGGUGAAGUGGGACUGUGCAGAGUCCAUACAUACAGAAUAAUUACAGAUACCGAGAAUUACACCCGGCAUACAGGACAGGUGAAGUGGGACUGUGCAGAGUCCAUACAUACAGAAAAAGGACAGAUACCGAGAAUUACACCCGGCAU
Molecule: messenger RNA, 370 nt
Organism: Staurois parvus
Lineage: Eukaryota; Metazoa; Chordata; Amphibia; Anura; Ranidae
Source: the annotation of a GenBank genome assembly